CGUUUGUUCUCCAACAGUUUCAUCGUCGUCGUCUUCAUCGUUGCUUGAUUCUACAGAUUUCUCUGUUCAAGUUCACGUGUUGACAUGAAAGGAGCUGGUAAGUUUGAAGGGAGCUCAAGUAAGAUAGUUUUUGAGGAUAGUGAAGAAGAUGAAGAUCUUUCGUGUUCAUCUGUGUCUUCUUCAGAUGAGGAAGAAGAAACAGAAAAAGAAUUAACCUUUGAGGAGAUACAUAAAUUACGAGCUGAUGGGUCUAAAGCUGUUCCAUGGAAACCAAAUCAAGUGAAGAAAACAGGUCGUGCUAACAAAAACAGACCAAUGGAGUUGAGUUCUAAGAAACCUGUGAGUCGUUAUAGAGAGGUAGUUCAAGUUCCAAAGAAGGAGGUUCGUGAUCCUCGCUUCAAUCAAUUGGGUGGAACACUUGACGUCGAGGGGUUCAGGAAGCGAUACAAUUUCUUUUUUGAGGACAAACUUCCUGUGGAAAGAGAGGAAUUGAAAAAGAAGCUAAAGAAAACAAAGAAUCCAGAAGAGGUCAAUGAGUUGAAGAACCAGCUAACUUACGUUGAGAAAAUGUUGAAAUAUGAGCCAUCAACAAAGAACAAAGGAGCAGCAAUACUAACAGAACACAAAAAGAAAGAACGAGAAGCCGCAAAAGAAGGGAAAAGGCCUUACUAUCUCAAAAAAUCGGAAAUCCGAAAGCAAACACUCAUCGAAAAGUACAACAGUCUCAAGGAAUCUGGGAAGCUUACAUCGUAUCUUGACAAACGGAGAAAGAAGAAUGCAACAAAGGAUCAUAGGUUUAUGCCCUAUCGUCGAACAGAGGAAUAGUGAGAAGCAGUUUUGCUUUAAGAACGAUCUCUUACCUUGGUCCAUGACAGUUUUUGUUGCAGUCUAUGUGAUGUAGUACUAAAAUUUAUGCUUGAGA
Molecule: messenger RNA, 922 nt
Organism: Arabidopsis arenosa
Lineage: Eukaryota; Viridiplantae; Streptophyta; Magnoliopsida; Brassicales; Brassicaceae
Source: the annotation of a GenBank genome assembly